CACCCCAGUCUUUAUUUUUUGGCACACCAUCAAAAUCCGAAAAAAAUUUCAACAAAAUUUUACAAAAUUACCCGAAGAUUUCAAAAUUCACUUUUAACAUAAAAAUAACAAAAACAAAUAAUAUUUUCCAUUUGGUGUAGAUAUUGUAGUGUUGUCCAUCUAGUUUUUAAGGCUUUUAAGAUAAAAUGGACAAAGCGGAGAAACCCUCACGACUUGCAGAUAACUUCCUGUACAUGUUGGAGUUUGUGGUGGACGAUCUCUUGAUUACGCGGCCGAAUCUCUGUGCCCCGGAGGAGUAUCCCACCUGCACGGAGAUCACCUUCCGGUCGAUUUUCCUAAACAUCCGCGAUCGGGAGGAUGGCAAAUGUGUCACCCCCUGUUCCCCAAAGUGCGGAAAGUGCACCCUGUUCACGCUGGAUUCGCCGAUUACGGACGAAGAUGUGAUGCACAUUCACGUCUAUAAAAAGCGCACCGAGAGCUGCAAGUUCCUGCUCGGACUGGCGGAGCUGCCGAUGAAGCCGAUCUUCGACAGGGUGAAGAGGGAGUUCGACCUUCAGAACAUAAACUGGGAGGACAAUGUGAUGACGCACGUUUCGCGAUUGCCCAGGAUCAGGGGUCCCUGCAAGAAGACCAACGACUGUGUCACCUGCUACGAGAAGCACCGGGAGCGCCGCGAGCAAUGGUGUCCCACAUCGGAGCUGACCAAGCGGAUGCUGCCCCUCUUCAACCUCUGCAAGAUGCAGACCGGCAACAUAGUCCUGAUCCUGAGACUCGUGUGCAACGGUCCCUCCGUGGUCUCCUCCUUCCCCGUCCAGAGUCCCAAGUGCAAGAACCCCUGCUGCCCUGGCUGUUGUCCUUCCCCUGCAGUAUGGCCUGCUCCGUGUCCCUCGCCAUUCGAUCCCUGCGAUCCUUGCAAGUCCAUCAAGACCAGGAAAGCGUAGACAGGAGCAUCAGCAAGGAUUUUACAUUCCGUUUUCAUCCAGUAAUCUUGAGAUAUAUUUAAUAUUCGUCAAGGAACCCGCUGAUUAACUAUGAUAUGUGACCAAGUACCAAUCACAUUACAUUUUAUAGAAAUAAAUAAAUACUUUGUAAUUUUCUACAUCAA
This is a messenger RNA of Drosophila suzukii, 1105 nucleotides long. RefSeq names its product Booster for Crq (gene Bfc). The record is from RefSeq and is a predicted model, not a curated record. NCBI's taxonomy places the organism in Eukaryota, Metazoa, Arthropoda, Insecta, Diptera, Drosophilidae.